GAGUGUGAGCAAUGAAGAAAGAUAAAAGGAGCCCUUUCGUCCAUGUUUUCGAAAUAUUUCUCACCAUCAUCUCAAUCAGUCUUCUCUGCACAUCGUCUUCGUUUCAAAAUCCAUAACAAACUUCCAACUAUCAUCCAGUCGAAAACUCACCCGCCCUCACUACUUCGAUAACUCAUCGACAAGGAGAAGUUGCAUUUGAUCAUCUACAACUCUUUGUCUUUCUAGUUUUCAGUUCCUGGUAUCUGAAAACCCUUUCAUCAGCACUCACACCUGACAACUACCUAUACCCACCUUAACCUCAACAUGUUGUCUAUUGCAGUCCAACCUCCCGCGAGAGUUCGUCCAGGUUCGAUCUUGUACCCUCCUCUGAUUGUUCAACUCAGUAGUGAGCACGAUCUUUAUGAACAUCUUGCGGGUUACUGGACUUGUGUUUCACUCAUCCAUUACGCCACUGGCCAAGUGAUAUAUGAACAAAUGGACGGGAAAGCUGCAGACUCUGCGCAUCCUAUUGCUCAAACCAGAUCUAGAGGUGUGCGCGAUCAAGCGUACUUCUUCUUCCCAGAUCUUGCAAUUCACGCUCCCGGUCGCUAUCGCCUGAGAAUCAGUUUAAUGAGAAUGGACUAUUCUCCCGAGUCUGGCCCAGAUGGUGCAGUCGUUUGCGAUGAACAAGUCGACACACGCUCGAUUACUGUGGAAGAGUCCGGACCAAACUAUUCUCGACCGAAUUCUCAAGAACGUGCUUUCAUUCGAAUGCUACGAGAUGACGGUCAAGAUGUUCCAACUCCAGCUCAUUGAGCGAGGUUGGCAGAGACGAAAAUGCUGAAGUCUCACAACAUAAGGUGGUAUAGAAGUGCGGGGUAAUGGUGGGAUUUUCAAUAUUCAUACUUGAUGGCUUUGGGAUCUGGGGUUUGGAAUUUAAGUUCUGGUUUUGGUUGGUAUAGCUUUUGAAUUUCCUACUUGGUGUUAUUAUUCUCGAUCCUUUUCAAAGGAGUAUAUACCAUACUUAUCUCUUGGCCUUUUGUUUGGAAAUGGGCAUGAUUUGCUAUGGUGUAAUGAGAGAGGGGAGGUUAUUUGCCUUCUGGAUCAGAUAUGAUUAAAUGCUCGAAUAUGGAUGGCGUUGAAAAAGGAAGGGUUUUGUUAUUAUUAUUAUGACUUCAUCAAUCGUUCUUAGAAAAGAAUAGGAAUGAACUAUCAUCCCUUUGAAACGAAACCUUGACGUGACUUUCUGUGUUUGAUCUUGUGAAAUGGUGCAUUUCUCA
Botrytis cinerea B05.10 is the source of this 1259-nucleotide messenger RNA. RefSeq lists its product as hypothetical. The record is from RefSeq and is a predicted model, not a curated record. The coding region runs from base 304 to 795 and encodes 163 amino acids. The transcript has 2 exons. Lineage: Eukaryota; Fungi; Ascomycota; Leotiomycetes; Helotiales; Sclerotiniaceae.